UUUCUCUGGCUACUCUGUUUUAAAUUUGUCUGUUUAACUACAGUGACCUUGUUAUACCUGAAUCAGGUUUUCAAACUUGGGUUUUAUUUUUACUGUGCCUUGCAAUUUGUUUUUGUUGUUGAAAACUGGACCUUUCUUGGCAAAAGUAAUUCAAGCAAGCAGACCUCUAGCAGUGUGAUCCGUGCAGGCAGAGAUCAAGCAGCCCGAGUCCUAGAAGACCCUGGGAAUCUUGUCCUAGCACCUCCAUUCUCAAGUUCCUUUCCCUCUUUACGUGAGUUUCCCCUCUUGUAGAACUUGUGUGUCUGGUCUCAGUCAUCCAGCGAUGUGACCUUCACCAGUGCUUCUCAGUCUUUACCCAGUAGGUAGAGCGGGGUGACUCCAGUGAACCCCCAUCCUCAGGCCAGUCAGUACUGUAUGAAAGCCCACUAGGUUAGGCUCUUGCUUAAGGCUCCUGGGGUGGACUUUGUGAAGAACCAAGAGUGCUCUGGGUGUGUUUCAGAAGGUGGCUUUCCCCGCCUCCUGUCAGACGCACAGCUGAGCCCUCUAGAUAGCAAGCAGAAGCUCCUAAGCCCACCACCUGGAAUAGGCCUGCUCCCAGAUGCCUUGUUUGUGCCUCGGUUGUUUCUUUCAGAUACACCAGCCAUUCCUAAUGUUAGACAGGCUUGGGUUGAGGCUCAGGGAGAGAGAACAGAUCUAUAAUAAAUAUAAUGUCUUAUUCCUCAGUGCUACCCAUUUCUGUCCUGCGUGUGCUGCUUAGCUCGACAGCAGACAAGACCUGCUGAGAAGCAGAUGGAAACAAGACUGCACGCGUGUAUGCUGGGUUUGUUGCAGGGGAGUGCUGGCAAGUGCUGUUGCUGACGGCUGUAGUGGAGAAGUGGGAACGGACUGCCCUGGUCAUGAGCUCUACUAGCCUUGGUUCAUGGGCUUUUCCAUGUCUCCAUGUUUGCCCUUAGUUAUUUGUACCACUUUGGAACUGAGAACUGACACAGGUACAUUCUGUCUGUUCUCUGUCCAAGCUUCUCCAUUCUGAGUCUUGGGUACAUUUCUCAAGACUGUAGUGACCACAGUCUAGGAAGACGUCGGGGCGAGUGUGAAGAAAAUUACAUCAGCCUAGUCGCUGGUCUGCCAUAGGUGGCAGCUGGCUCUGUCAGUUACAUUGGUCAGUUUGCUCUUUUUUUCCCCCAUUCCCCUCAACUGUACUCUUGAGAUGCUGAAACUUCAACUGCCCAAGGGAUUUGUAAAGAAAGGGAGGGAAAUAGCUCAGUGUAGUGUUUCAACUUCCCAAACUAACAGUCGGUUUGCUCUUGUAUUUGGCAUUCAGAAUGCCCUUGGCAUGCCAGUCUGUGUGAUGGCAUUGAAGUCCUUGAGACCGAUUUUAUUAACCAAAAUGGAUACCACCCCUUAUAUUUUAAAUGAAGCCCACUUUAUUUUUAUCAAAAGAAGAAACUCUUAAGAGUGUGUGGGAGCAUUUACCCCGGGACCGGGACUUUAGCGCUCGGAUUUGUGCGCUAACACUGUGGGAGCAUCAGCUGUGAUUUGGGCUUUCCUCCCCCCCUCUUGUCUGCUGUGGUCCCUGCUCCCAUCAGUCGUGACUCUCGUUCUGCCCGUGUCUCAGAAUGGGGUUGGGAGGGUAAUUUGUCCAGGGACCUCACUGUUCGGAUGGGGCUGUGAAAAUGUUGGUUUUUAAAUAGGUUUUUGGUUUGGUUUGGUUUGGUUUUUGGAUUUCCGAGAGAGUUUCUCUGUGUAACCCUGGCUGUCCUGGAAUUCACUCCGUGGACCAGGCUGGCCUCGAACUCACAGACAUCCUGCUGCUGCCUCCUCACUGCUAGAAUUAAAGGCUUGUUCCACCACCACCCAGCUUACAUAGGAUUUGACUUGGUAAGGGAGUGACAACUUCCAAGCUUUGUGCACACUGGACUAGAAGCCAGAGGGUUGAUGCUCUAUACUGAAGGAGUCCGCAUAUGUCAGGAUGUUUGCCUACUGUUCCUUCUUGCAGUUCUUUACUAACCCUGGUCUCUGAAAAUUCUUAAUUUUUUUUAACACUAACAAUUUUCUUUUUUAAAAAUGGAAACAUUUUACAUAGAGUAUUAAGUCUUAAGUAUGUAUCUUGAUACAUUUUCAAAGACCUGUCUCUACUCCUAAAAGAGUAAGUGGAGUAAUCCAUUUCUGCAGUGUCCUCUGCUCCUUUCCUCAGAAGACCCGGUUCCCAUCUAAAAUCACCAGUUCCAGCUUCCAUCUGCGGGAUUAGUUUUCACAUUCUGGGGUGACAGAUAAGUGGAGCCGUCACUGUGGCAGCUGGCUUCACUCGCUCAGAUACCAUGGGCUUUAGCCACAUUGCUGUCUCCGUAGCUUCUUUUAUUAGUAAGGCCCCACAACUAGCUUAUCCCAUCACCUGUCAAUGAAGAGUUGGGCAGCUUCCAGUUUGGGGGCCGUCAGAAAGAAGGCCUCCAUGGAUGUGUACACACACUUUUUAUAGAUAAGGAUCCUCAUUUCUCUCGGGCAGAUGAAUACUGAGGUGAGAUCGGCGGGGUAAUUAGUGUGAGACAUGUGUUUAUGAAAAGUCUUAAUUUUCAGUGCUACUAAACCACAUUAAUAGUUUCACUUUUUCUUGGCUUGACAGCUGUGGAAAUGCGAGUCACGGUGUAAUUUUGACUGAUGACGGCAUCAGCAAAUAACAGAUGAGUGCCAGCUGCAGGGCCUUGGGCGGAGUCCGUGCCAACCCCACGGGGAGCGCGGCAGCUGCUUCGGGAGCGUAACUGAUGCUUGUUCCCGUGGAACUUAGCAGCUGCUGCUGCUCCAACUAAAUUUAACAACUACGGGCAACUGAAAGCCAUUUUACAAAGUAUUCCCCAUAUAGUCUCUGUUACAGAGCUUGGCAGAGGGCUGUGCAGGGACUGGUUCCCUGUUGUAGAAGUGUCCUCCAUGAUUCUCAAUGCCCUGGUCUUUCCUUCUUGUGUAUAAGAUUUAUCAAAACUUAUUAAUGUUAUAAAGGAACAGGCAGAUAGUAACAUGGUAUGGGCUUUGAGGAGAGUUCAGCCCACGGGGCAGAGUAGCUUUCUGUGAGAAUCCACGUGUGACUCAGUUUCCAUCUGGAGCCUGUUCUUAUUUAUACGUCAUUUCAGUUCAGGUUUGCCUACUCUGCUUCUCCAGUGACCUUGAGGUCUGUGAGAGACUUCUGAUAUAGUCCGUGAGAAAAGAACACUCUAUCUAGACAAACCUCAGGAACAUGAAGACAGAAAGUGAGGCUGCUUCUGAGCAGCAAGCACAUGCUGGAGAGGAGGCUGCUCACUCAAGGACAGGAAUGGUCGGUCUUGUGGUUAGAUGCUGACUGACCGUCUGUGCCUUGCUUUGUUCUGCUUUUGGUAUAUAAGCAAGUUCUGAAAUAAACUCUGGGUUCUUUGGCUGUUUCAACAUAACCAGACAGACCUCCCGAUUCUAUCCUGUAUUUUCUGUCUCUGUUCCUUUCAUCUGAUAUUUCCUCAGCCUUGAUGACCCCCGACCCAGGGACCGUAGCUGACUUCAUAGGAGUGGGCUCCUACACUUUCCCUUCUUUUCUUUUUUUAAUAAUUUAUUUUUUAUGUGCAUUGGUGUGAAUGUCUGUAUGAGGGUGUCGGGUCUCCUGAAACUGGAGUUACAGACAGUUGUGAGCUGCCGUGUGGGUGCUGAAAUUGAACCAGGGUCCUCUGCAAGAGCAGUUAAUGUCCUAACUGCUGAGCCAUCUCUCCAGCUGUCCCUUCUUACAGGACUCAGAGGAAGGGGGACGGUUCUACCACAUGUUUGAUGGUAGUCAGUGUUUUCAGGCAGGCCAUCCCUGGGAGGGGAGAAGAGCAAGACUCUAGAAAAACAAGUGAAUAGAGGACCUUCAGGUACUGGCAUGCCCCGGGGAACAUUCUUUAAAAAAAAAAAUUUAUUAUGUAUAUAGUAUUCUGCCUGUUUGUAUGCCUGCAGGCCAGAAGAGGGCACCUAGACCUCAUUACAGAUGGUUGUAAGCCACCAUGUGGUUGCUGGGAAUUGAACUCAGGACCUUUGGAAGAGCAGGCAAUGCUCUUAACCACUGAGCCAUCUCUCCAGCCCCCGGGGAACAUUCUUGAGAAUUUUUAUUAGCCAGGUGAAAGAGGAGCACACUUAAGAUUUUAGCAGUUCUUUCCUGCUGGGCAAAGGUGAAAUCCUCAUCAGCGGAACCUUGGGACAGUCUCUAGCAUGCUAAUAUCUAGCUACCUAACAUUUUCCCCUCAAGAGUCAAGACCAUAAAAAUCAUUUAAGUUAUUAUAAUGGACAGUGAGUCACCCUGUCCUCUUCCAGCUAAAAAUGGAACAUAGAUGUGUUUCAUCUCCGUUCUUGCUGUCAGGCAUUGCAGGCCAACCAAGAGAUCCAGACAGAUGAGAGUAGUUGUCACAGGAUGGCGUGAGUGUGGAUGGGCCGUUCUGAGGGACUGAGACGUGGUACUUGUUUAAUCUUAGUCUGCCCAGGGGGCCUGCAAGUGGAGGUAUGGUGGGUUUCUCACUGAGAAGCAAGACUGGUUCCUAAGCCAGUGUUUUUAGAGGCAGGCACUGGCUGGGCAGCAAGUGUUCACUUCCACCCAGCUUGGGCAAGGAGAUGGAAAGUGAGGGGGUCUCCAAAGAAAGAAAAACUGGUGUCCCCUGAGAAGCUGGGACUGAACACAGCAGGGAGGAGAGCCGGGAAAGAAAGCAGGCUGAUACUUCACACCGGCAAGAGCUGGAGCAGAUGCCAGCUGGAGUAGAGGGAGUCGUUUUGUUUUCGUUUAUAACAAGAUUGACAGUUUUCAAGGCAGAAAAAGCUGCAAUGUAGGAACCCUGUACAUUGCUGUCCUACUGUGUGAAGUUAUCCACAUGUGUAUAGUUUGAACUCACUAAGAAGUUUUGACAAAUUAAUCAGAUCCAGUUGAAUCCUCUAACUCACUUCCUGGUGUGUGAAAAAUUUCACAAAGAUAAACCAAGGGAAAAUAAGUGACCUCAGAUUAAAGGUAAUAGGUUCUGAUCCAAGCACAGGAGACAUUCUGACCCAGUAUUGGGAUUUUCAAAAAAGUUCACUGACUUCCAGAAGGCCCGACAAUGGUUAGUUAGUGUACACACCUUAAACCCCAGCACUCAAGAGGUGGAGGCAGGAAGAUCUCUGAGUUGGAGGCCAAGCUGGUCUACAGAGUGAGUUCCAAGACAGUCAGGGCUACCCAGAGAAACCCCAUCUCUAUAAAAAGCAUCAAUAAAAAGCCACUAAUGCUCAGAGAGGACAGACAGCCGCACAGCGAGGGCUCUGAGGAGAGUUCAGGCCCGAUGGUACAUUUAACCCUGGAGAAGCCCCGCUCUCGCACGGGUAUAUUAGCUUCUGAAUAUUUGCCGAUGCUAACUUUUAGUUUAUUUUGUUCUGAGUUUGGGGGACAGGGCCACACUGUAUAAACUAGGCUGGCUUUGAGCUUCUGUCUCAGCCUCCCAGGUACUGGAGUUACACCCAACUUUGGAGUGCUACUUUUUUAAAAAAAAUAUAUAGUAUAUUUAUUGUGUGUGCACAUGUGUACACGUGUACAUUCCUGGGUGUAUGUAUGUGCACCACAUGUGUUCAGGAGACGACAGAGAUCAGAAGAGGGUCUCAGAUCCCUUGGAACUGGAAUUAUAGGAAACUCUGGGCUAUGUGUGGGUGCUGGAAACUAAGCCUGCAUCCUAGAAGAGCAGCCAGUGCUCUUAAUGCUGAGCCAUCUCUCCAACCUCCCAAAAUGGUACUUUCUUUUUAGUUUUUAGUUUUCUGUGCAUUGGUGUUCUGUCUGCAUGUGUGUCUGUGAGGGUAUCAGUUCUUGGAGUUACAGUUGUGAUCUGCCAUGUGGGUGCUAGGAUUUGAACUCAGGUUAGGGGAGAUUCAAGAGAAAAGGAAUUAGCGGAAACACAGAUUAAUUUACUAUUUGGAGGGACUGACUCUGAGUCCUAUGACAAAUGGGAUUGCUGCAGUAGGGCUGUAGAGCCCAGGAGGCUCUCUGGAUUGUGUGCUCCUUAGUGGGGGAAAUGAAUGGGGGUGAUGGAGGAGUCAGAUUUUAACUGAAGGUUUAGGUCACUCUACUUGUAAACCUAAGGACAUGGAUAGCCCUUUAAUGUCCUGAGAGCCCCAGAGUGUGCACAAUAAUUAGUAAAGUGGUACAGGACACAUUGUCGCAUUAGGGUAUAACUCCUGUCCCAUUACGACAUAAUGGCUGCCGGGAACUCGGCAUGUUCUGUCUUGUUUUGUGUUUAUAUAUUACCUAUGUUUUUUAAUUUUUUAAAAAUAUUCUAUGUACAUAUUUUUAGAAGCUAGUUUUAGAACUGUGGGGAGGGUUUUUGGUUUUUAUAGAUGGCCUAUAGGUUCUGAGUAGCCAGAGAGAAAGCUGACAAUUACAGUUUAUUGCCUGGUGAUUGAAAAUUUAGCCUCCAAUCCUUGGUAUGAAAUGUGAUUGGCCUCUUAGCAGUGAGUGCGAUGUUAGGCUUCAUCAGCAGAGGGUGCAAGAGGGACCCUGAUGGAAGGGAGCGUCUGUUGGUCCGACUGCAGCAUUUUGCUUUUCUUGCUCUAUGACCAUUAGGACCAUUAGUAGACGUGUGUGUGGGACACUCAGUGCUGCCCAGCGCCAGCAGUGCCCCAGGCAAUGCAGUCUUUUCCUUAUGCGAGCACAGUGGGCUCCUGUGUGUGGGAGCUGGGCAGAGAGAGGUGCCUGCUGCACAGACAUGGUCUAACUGACUGAAGUCUGCCUGGCUUCUACUUCCAGUCCCAGCUGUGUAGAAAGCCUUUGUAGCUCCUGGUGUGUUUUUGAGUUCCACAGCUCCCAUUCCUCACUCCUCGAGCCUCCCCACUCAGUUCUCUAGAGCCAGGAAUGCUGUUCCGCUCAGACUAGGUGAGAGGGUGGAGGGAGUGCCAGGACCUCCAGAUUCCCACUUCCCUGUUCCCUGUUGAUGCCACAGGAUGAAGGACAGCAGUGCAGCCACUGUUAACUGCCAAACUUGGCCUUGCUGUAAGAUGCUGGAACUGAAGACAGUGGAAAGCCAGAAGAGGAGGAAAGAAGACGUUUGCAUUUAAAGACAUGGACAAGGGCUUGCAUUUCACAGAAGUGGUCAUCUACUUCUGUCGAGAGGAAUGGAAGUGCUUGCACCCUUCCCACCGGAAUUUGUACCAGGAUGUGAUGUUGGAGACGUACAGCAACCUGAUCUCACUAGGUAUUGCUGACACUAAGCCGAGUGUGAUCUCCCUCUUAGAGCAGGGGAAAGAGCCCUGGAUGGUGAUGAGGAAUGAGACGAAAGAAUGGCAUCCCGAUUGGGUGUCUAGAAGAGAAGGCAAGAACUUCCUUCCAGAGGAUGGCUACAGAAUGAGAUCAUUGCAACAAAAGGCGGCAAAAAACCGUGCCCAGCCCAGCCUUGAGAACAACAGGGGUCACAGAGAGGUCACAGGCCAGCUGGAGAUGCAGCAGGACCAUCAGGAGGGACAUUUGAAACAAGCUGUGGUGAGCUCUGUCAGGAGGCCUAGUUCCUUCCAGUGCACAGCCCAUAAAAAAGCUCACUCUGGAGAAAAACCCCAUGAAUGUAAGAAAUGUAAGAAAACGUUCGUGUGCCGGCCGUGUCUCACUGAACACGAGCAAGUGCACAAUAAGGGAAAAGGCACCAAGUGUGCACAGUGUGGGGAAGUCUUUAGCUGUAGGUCAGACUUGACUAUGCACCAAAGACUUCAUGAAAGCAAAAAAAGCAAUGAAAAUAAGAAAAGUGUCCUUAAUUGUGGUUCUGACAUUUCGAAACCUCAGAGUACUCACAGUAGUGAGAAACCUCACAAGUGUAAGGAAUGCGGGAAAGGUUUCCAUUCUACCUCACAGCUCAGUCACCAUCAGAAGCUGCAUAUAGGUGAGAAGCCCUACAAGUGUAAGGAGUGUGGGAAAGCGUUUCCAUCUGUCGCACAGCUCAGUCUUCACCAGAGAGUUCACACUGACGAGAAGUGCUUUGAGUGCAAGGAAUGUGGGAAAGCCUUCACCCGGCCCUCACAUCUCCUUCGGCACCAGCGAAUCCACACUGGUGAGAAGCCGCACAUGUGUAAGGAAUGCGGGAAGGCCUUCCGUUACGACACUCAGCUUAGUCUUCAUCAGCUCACUCACGCCGGGGCGAGACGCUAUGAGUGUAAGGACUGUGACAAGGUGUACAGUUGUGCCUCACAGCUCACUCUGCAACAGAUGGUUCACACCGGGGAGAAGCCCCACAAGUGUAAAGAGUGUGGGAAGGGCUUUAUCUCUGAUUCACAUCUUCUUCGACAUCAGAGUGUCCACACUGGUGAGAAGCCCUAUAAGUGUAAGGAAUGCGGCAAGGGCUUUCGUCGUGGCACAGAGCUGGCCCGACAUCAGAGAGCCCAUGCUGGUGAUAAACCCUAUAAAUGUAAGGAAUGUGGAAAGUCCUUUACUUGUACCACAGAACUCCUUAGACAUCAGAAAGUUCACACUGGUGAGAGACCCCACAAAUGUAAGGAGUGUGGGAAGGCUUUCAUUCGAAGAUCAGAACUAACACAUCAUGAAAGAAGCCACAGUGGUGAAAAACCCUAUGAGUGUAAGGAGUGCGGGAAGACCUUUGGCCGCGGCUCAGAACUUAGUCGACACCUGAAAAUCCAUACUGGGGAGAAGCCCUAUAAGUGUAAGCAGUGUGGGAAAGCCUUCAUUCGUAGCUCUCACCUUACCCAACAUCAGAGAAUUCACACAGGGCAGAGGAGUGAAUGAGGAAACGCUGCC
Messenger RNA from Alexandromys fortis (reed vole), 8731 nucleotides. Its product is annotated as zinc finger protein 568-like. The transcript has 5 exons. The coding region runs from base 7055 to 8719 and encodes 554 amino acids. NCBI's taxonomy places the organism in Eukaryota, Metazoa, Chordata, Mammalia, Rodentia, Cricetidae. Gene Ontology annotation, biological process: regulation of DNA-templated transcription. The record is from RefSeq and is a predicted model, not a curated record.